CCGCCCCUCCCGCCGUGUCAGCCGCAGCCGCAGGAGGCGGCGGAGCCCCCGCCUCCCCCCGCCCGCUCCUGCCGCCGUCCCCGGCUCCGGUUCGCCCCGCCCGAGCGCCGUCCCCAGCAGCGGGCGAAGUGGAGCCGGCGAGGCCGGGAAGACGCCGCCGCCUCCUCCUUCUCCUUCUCUCCUCCUCCUCUCCCGCCCCCCGCCCCGUCCGGGUCCGUCAACAUGGCGAGCGCCUCGUACCACAUCUCCAACCUGCUGGAGAAAAUGACAUCCAGCGACAAGGACUUCAGGUUUAUGGCUACUAAUGACUUGAUGACAGAACUACAGAAAGAUUCUAUCAAGCUGGAUGAUGAUAGUGAAAGAAAGGUGGUGAAGAUGAUUUUGAAAUUACUGGAAGAUAAAAAUGGUGAGGUGCAAAACUUAGCUGUCAAAUGCCUUGGCCCUUUGGUGAGUAAAGUGAAGGAGUAUCAAGUGGAGACUAUUGUAGAUACCCUCUGUACAAACAUGCUUUCAGAUAAAGAACAGUUACGUGACAUUUCAAGCAUUGGCCUUAAAACUGUGAUUGGAGAACUCCCCCCAGCUUCCAGUGGUUCUGCAUUAGCAGCUAAUGUUUGCAAAAAGAUCACAGGGCGUCUCACAAGUGCUAUAGCCAAGCAGGAAGAUGUGUCUGUUCAACUGGAAGCACUGGAUAUCAUGGCUGAUAUGCUGAGCAGGCAAGGAGGACUGCUUGUUAACUUCCAUCCUUCAAUUCUGACCUGUCUGCUCCCCCAGCUGACUAGCCCCAGACUUGCUGUGAGGAAAAGAACCAUCAUUGCUCUUGGUCACCUGGUUAUGAGUUGUGGCAAUAUGGUUUUUGUUGACCUCAUUGAACAUCUGUUGACAGAGCUGUCUAAAAAUGAUUCCAUGUCAACAACUAGGACCUAUAUACAGUGUAUUGCUGCCAUCAGUAGGCAAGCAGGUCAUAGAAUAGGUGAAUAUCUUGAGAAAAUAAUUCCUUUGGUUGUAAAGUUUUGUAAUGUAGAUGAUGAUGAACUGCGAGAGUAUUGCAUUCAAGCCUUUGAAUCCUUUGUUAGGAGAUGUCCUAAAGAAGUUUAUCCUCAUGUAUCUACCAUUAUAAACAUUUGUCUUAAAUAUCUUACCUAUGAUCCUAAUUACAAUUAUGAUGACGAAGAUGAAGAUGAAAAUGCUAUGGAUGCUGAUGGUGGCGAUGAUGAUGAUCAAGGGAGCGAUGAUGAAUAUAGUGAUGAUGAUGACAUGAGCUGGAAAGUGAGGCGUGCAGCUGCUAAAUGUUUGGAUGCUGUGGUUAGCACACGACAUGAAAUGCUUCCAGAAUUCUACAAAACUGUAUCUCCUGCUUUAAUAGCCAGAUUCAAAGAACGUGAAGAGAAUGUUAAAGCAGAUGUCUUUCACGCAUAUCUUUCUCUUUUAAAACAAACUCGACCUGUGCAAAGUUGGCUUUGUGAUCCUGAUGCAAUGGAACAAGGAGAGACACCUUUGACAAUGCUUCAGAGUCAGGUCCCCAACAUUGUUAAAGCCUUGCACAAACAGAUGAAGGAGAAAAGUGUGAAGACUCGUCAGUGUUGCUUUAACAUGCUGACUGAGCUAGUAAAUGUAUUACCUGGAGCCCUAACACAACAUGUUCCUGUACUCGUACCAGGAAUAAUUUUUUCACUGAAUGACAAAUCAAGCUCUUCUAACCUGAAGAUAGAUGCUUUGUCCUGUUUGUAUGUGAUCCUCUGCAAUCAUGCUCCCCAAGUCUUUCAUCCUCAUGUUCAAGCAUUGGUACCUCCAGUUGUAGCUUGCGUUGGAGACCCAUUUUACAAGAUAACAUCAGAGGCGCUUUUGGUUACCCAACAACUUGUGAAAGUCAUUCGUCCUUUAGACCAGCCUUCUUCUUUUGAUGCUACUCCUUACAUCAAAGAUUUGUUUACUUGUACAAUCAAGAGAUUAAAGGCUGCUGACAUUGAUCAGGAGGUGAAAGAAAGGGCAAUAUCUUGCAUGGGUCAAAUAAUUUGUAGCCUUGGUGACAGCCUAGGAGCUGACCUGCCUAGUACACUUCAGAUCUUCCUCGAGAGACUGAAGAAUGAGAUCACUCGGUUAACUACAGUGAAGGCCAUGACAUUGAUUGCUGGUUCUCCUCUGAAGAUAGAUUUGAGACCAAUCCUUGGGGAAGGAGUUCCUAUUCUUGCUUCUUUUUUAAGAAAGAACCAGCGAGCUUUGAAACUGGGCACUCUCUCUGCUCUAGAUAUUUUAAUUAAGAAUUACAGCGACAGCUUGACAGCUGCCAUGAUUGAUGCUGUCCUGGAUGAGCUUCCACCUCUGAUUAGUGAAAGUGAUAUGCAUGUAUCACAGAUGGCCAUCAGUUUCCUGACAACACUGGCUAAAGUAUAUCCUUCCUCCCUGUCAAAGAUUAGUGGGUCCAUUCUCAAUGAACUUAUUGGGCUGGUGAGAUCGCCUCUACUUCAGGGUGGAGCACUGAGUGCCAUGCUAGAAUUUUUCCAAGCUUUGGUUGUGACGGGUACAAAUAAUUUAGGCUAUAUGGAUUUACUGCGCAUGUUGACGGGUCCAGUGUACUCACAGAGCACAGCACUUACUCACAAGCAGUCUUACUAUUCCAUUGCCAAAUGCGUUGCUGCCCUUACUCGAGCCUGCCCUAAGGAAGGACCAGCUGUUGUAGGUCAGUUCAUUCAAGAUGUCAAGAACUCAAGGUCCACAGAUUCCAUUCGGCUUUUGGCUUUGCUUUCUCUUGGGGAGGUUGGGCACCACAUUGACUUAAGCGGACAAAUUGAGCUGAAGUCUGUAAUAUUAGAAGCGUUCUCUUCUCCUAGUGAAGAAGUCAAAUCGGCAGCAUCUUAUGCAUUAGGCAGUAUUAGUGUUGGCAAUCUUCCUGAGUAUCUGCCAUUUGUCUUACAAGAAAUAACCAGUCAACCUAAGAGGCAAUACCUUCUUCUUCAUUCCUUGAAAGAAAUAAUUAGCUCUGCAUCAGUCAUUGGUCUCAAACCAUAUGUUGAGAACAUCUGGGCCUUACUCCUGAAGCACUGUGAAUGUGCAGAAGAGGGUACCAGGAAUGUUGUUGCUGAAUGUUUGGGCAAGCUUACUUUAAUAGACCCAGAGACUCUGCUUCCACGACUCAAGGGAUACUUGGCAUCAGGGUCCUCAUAUGCUCGAAGUUCGGUGGUUACUGCUGUCAAGUUCACUAUUUCUGAUCAUCCACAACCCAUAGACCCACUCUUGAAGAACUGCAUAGGUGAUUUUCUGAAAACAUUGGAGGACCCAGAUCUCAAUGUCAGGAGAGUAGCCCUAGUGACGUUUAACUCAGCUGCACACAAUAAACCGUCAUUAAUAAGGGACCUCUUAGAUACUGUGCUUCCUCAUCUUUACAAUGAAACAAAAGUCAGAAAGGAAUUAAUCAGAGAGGUGGAAAUGGGACCAUUUAAGCAUACAGUUGAUGACGGGUUGGACAUAAGGAAAGCAGCUUUUGAGUGCAUGUAUACUCUUCUGGAUAGCUGUUUGGAUAGACUAGAUAUAUUUGAAUUCUUAAACCAUGUUGAAGAUGGCCUGAAGGAUCACUAUGAUAUUAAGAUGCUAACCUUUUUAAUGUUGGUGAGAUUGUCUACCCUUUGUCCAAGCGCAGUGCUGCAGAGAUUGGAUAGGCUUGUUGAACCGUUGCGCGCUACAUGUACAACUAAGGUAAAGGCAAACUCAGUGAAACAGGAGUUUGAAAAGCAAGAUGAACUGAAACGAUCUGCUAUGAGGGCAGUAGCAGCGCUUCUAACCAUUCCAGAAGCAGAGAAGAGUCCAUUAAUGAGUGAAUUUCAGUCACAGAUAAGCUCUAACCCUGAGCUGGCAGCCAUCUUUGAAAGUAUCCAAAAAGAUUCAUCAUCCACUAACUUGGAAUCAAUGGACACUAGUUAGAUGUUUGUCCAAAAUGGGGACCAUUAUGUUGAACCGUACAAUGCACUGAAUUGACAGAUUAUGAGUAAGAAACAGAAAAAGUAUCUAAUCUACACGUUGUUCCACUUUAUUUACCGUUAUGGAGACAGUUGGCUUUUCCCAUUGUUGCUUUUCUAGCAUUUAUUCCAGAAAUGUAUUUCCAUAAUCCAGAGUUUGUUAACCACUCUUGUUUUAGUGGAUUUGGCCACAUUUGGGAAUUAAAAAGUUGACACACGUUGUAUGAAAAUAGGUUCCAACAUCCAUUUGCCCUGUAAUGUUUAGGAUUAAAAUGUCAAAAUUUUGUGACCAUGAUUUUUUUUUUCUUUUAUUCACUCUUUCUACUUGUAAACAAAAAGGGGGGGAGGUGGGAAUCAAGCGUCCAGGUGCACCAUUUUUUUGUAUAACUUCUUAUUCUUUUUUUGUUUCAGCUUCAUAAAUUGGUUUGGCUGGCAGAUGAAUUCUGUGUAAGAUUUAUUAUAUUAAAGAGAGGGUUUGGGCACAGUUCAAAAAAUCCAGACAUAAAUGUCAUUUUUAAGGUGUGGGGAUUAGAAAACAAAUAUCCCUCAUGUGCACACUAAUUUUGCAUGAGCAAGUUUACAAAUAUAUAUUGUCUGUAAAACAGCAUGUACAGUUUAUUCGUAAUGCAAGUUAAAAUAAGUUCUACGGUAUCAGUGCAGUUUUCAGGUGUUUUGACAUACAGACCAUUCAUACAGGAAGGGACAAAUGGUUGUCUUAACCUGGCUUUUUUAAAUGCCAGUAGUAUGACCCUGCAGAUGUUCUAUAGUAAAUAUGACAAUUCCUGCAGUUUUUGAUGGGUUUUCAUUCCCAAAGGCUGGAUCCCCUGGAAUUGAGGUGGACAAACCAGAAGAUCCGAGUGAAAUAGGAUGAGAUGGAGGUAAAAUGAGCAGAGAACAAUAAUAGCUGCUCAGUGGGUCCUGAACUCUGGAUUCAACUUUGCUUUUGUUACAAAAAUUCAAAAGGAAGUUUCUUCAGUGGCUUCUACCUCCUAUUCUUUAUCCAACAGCUUUUGUUAAGGCACUAAUACAUGGUGCUACCUAGACAAGUAUUGCCAGACCAUCAUUUUGUGCCUGUGGGAAUGGUUUCUGGCACAUGGAACCACCAGUAGAUUGCAGUGCUGCAAGUGUCAUACAGCAUUCUGGUGAGACAGGAAACGGAAUGGUCUUAAGACUGGAGAGAUAGAGGGCAAACAGACACAAGAAAAAAAAAAUCUGCUGUAAAUACGUUGAGGUAAUCUAAAAGUGGACGAGAAGUUGAUAGCUGGCAGUCCUGCAAUGAACUGGAUUUGGGAAUUUAAUAGCAAAAGAUGAGGCACCAGUGCCUCAAAUUGAGACUUGUCAUUACUUGGUUAAUGCAGUUGCUUAGUUGUCUUUUUUUAGUCAGAUCUGAAUUCGAUUUUUCUCUAGUUAACUGGUAUUUUUUAGCUAGUUUGGUAUUUUGGAAACCUGUUACAUGGAUAGGUGGCAUAAGCUGCUACGUGACUAAACAAACGUGACCUCAGAGACAGUUUCCUGUGAACAUUGGGGUUCGAGGGGCAAAUACUUCACCUUACACGCUUGCAGCUUGGGAAAAGCAGGGGAGAUACUGGUGCAUUUUACAGUAAUAAAAGGACCUGAACGAAGAGAUCUAUGAGCUCAUUCAGUAGUAACAAUUUUAAUGCUGUAGAAAUUUUUGAAAUUGUAGCUUUCUCUGUCUUCAAAGUCUUCAUACUAAUGUAACAAUUGUCUUCUAGAAGUAGAAAUAAAUGAGAUUAAAUGUACCAACCUAUCUAAAUGUCAUGAAAAAGAAUGACUCUAGAGAGAAACCAUAUGGUAGAAGAAGCACUGUGAAUUAGGUGCAUUUUAUCUUGCCAUAUAAUUCAUCUACUUCAAUUACAGUAAUAUAUACAGGCCUCCUAAUUAAGAAUCUGUUGUGCUAAUUAGUUGUCAAACUAAUCUUGGAACUUCUGUGUUUUCAGAAUGCAUUAAAAUGUUUUAUAGACCUAAAGCUAGGUGUGAGAAUGGCAUGAUAAACAUGAAAUGUGAGGCUAAAAUAUGUAAAUAGAGUAGGUGACAACGGUAAGUAAACAGAAAACUUUUAUUCCCAAUUGAGAGAUUUGUGUGUAUCGUAACGCCUAAUGUGGUGGGUGCAAAUAAUCUUCACUUUGUUUUGCAGUACCUUACAGUGGACCAAGCUUAAGAACAGAUGAGAAGGUAGAGCUGUAUUACAUAGUGAACAUUUUCUUGCAAGAGAGUAAUUUUCACUUUGACCACUGAUAAAUCUGAUGGGAACAGAAGAAUUAAAUCUUCCCUGUAAAUUACGGAAAUUCUAAGAGUACGGUUAUCUCCAAGUAGCAGUUGGUUAUUUCAGUGACGUAGGAAGACGGGCUCAUAAAGGUUGUAACUGCACCAUAAUUACUGAAAUUUAUUUAUUAGUUUUAUUAAAUCUAACCAUUUUAGGUAUUCAAAUGCCGCUGCUUUUCACUGGAUCACUCAGUUGAAAGUUGUAAGUUUUUCCCCAGUGUAUAUCCAGGUAUUGGGGUAAAGUGGGUGUAUUUCUGCUUUUAGCGUAAGUUGGUUCAGGUAAUUCUGUUAAGGAUGGUGUCAGGAAUGCCUGUAGCCGUUCUUAAAUGCUUAAUAUUUGAAACUAAAAUAUGAAAUUACUCUCACUAAAAUCAAACCAGAAUUCUGAAAGCCUGCUCUUAAAGGUUUUUGGUACAAUUAGAACUUUCUCUAGUGUUUUUCAUCAUUUUGCACACAGGCAAUUGAGACCAAUUAAUAAGCUUGCACAUAAUACAGGAAUGGUUGGCCAUUACUUGCAUUGUAGAUUCUUGCCUUUAAAUAUUUUUGUAUCUCAAAAGUACUUAAUGCUCAGAUUUUCCAUGAAAAGUCUUCCCAUCCUUGCAAGGGACGCCUUUUCUAAAAUUAUAAAUUGAAAGCUACAAGUACCUUAAGAA
This is a messenger RNA of Chroicocephalus ridibundus (black-headed gull), 6886 nucleotides long. It is a transcript of the gene CAND1, whose product is annotated as cullin associated and neddylation dissociated 1. Gene Ontology annotation, biological process: SCF complex assembly; protein ubiquitination. The record is from RefSeq and is a predicted model, not a curated record. Gene Ontology annotation, cellular component: nucleus. NCBI's taxonomy places the organism in Eukaryota, Metazoa, Chordata, Aves, Charadriiformes, Laridae. The transcript has 15 exons. The coding region runs from base 223 to 3915 and encodes 1230 amino acids.